AUGUGUGGCAUGGAAGUCCUCCCACCUGACGUUGCCGUGGUGGCCUUUCGUUCCACGAACAAUGGUAUCCGGCAAUUUCAGACAUCAAUGACUACUUCGUCCUCGUCGCCCGAGUUCAGCGCUUUCCAGAAGCUGUUACGCCAAGUGUACCGCGAUCCGACCAUCUCGCUCCAACAGGUCGAGCGACUGAGAGCACACCUGCAUCGCUUGUUCAUCCUGCGAACCAUCGACAACACCACCUUUCUGCUCAAGUGCUCACCGGCUCGAGACACGCGCUUGCUGCGUCAUGAAUACAAAAGCCUAGAAACCGAGGCCCGCGUGCUAGAUCUCAUUUCAUCGAAGACACAUGUUCCGGUCCCACGACGACUGACGCUUGAUUCAUCGAGUAGCAACACCAUUCGCACCGCGUACCUGCUGCGAAGUUACAUUACCGGAUCCACUCUGUCCGACAUAUUGCCCUUCCUGAGCGCCAGCGAGCGUGCCGACAUCGACCGUUCCGUGGGCGCGUACUUUCACUCCCUGACCGAGAUCCAGCUCCGCAGCUUCGGCUCGACAAGCAAAGUCUACGAAAACCAAGGAUCCGACACAUGGAGCCAGGCGUUUAGAAUGAUGCUGGAAAGCGCAUUACGAGAUGCAGAGGACCUGCUGAUCAGCUUACCGUAUGACACAAUCCGAUACUGGGCCGCAGCACACAAGGGGGUGCUAGACGAGGUUGCGGAGCCGAGAAUGGUGCCAAUGGAUGCAGGAAAACCAAGCAAGAUUGUCCUGGACGAAAGGAGGAAACACGUAGUGGGCCUGUUAGGCUUCUCUAACGUUGUCUGGGGCGAUCCAUUGCUUGCGGGGGUCUUUGCAUCCGCAAGUGAGGCGUUCUGGGAAGGUUAUGGAGGUCAACCGACAGACAACAGAGGCUACAGAAUUCGCCGUCUUCUGUACUACGUCUAUCGGUCCGUCGUGUCUGUCGCAACGCAGUACUAUCGGCCAAGCACCGAAGAAGAGGACUUCGAAGCCCGUCGGACGUUGACAUGGGCUCUCGGGCAACUGGCCGGCCAGUAA
Verruconis gallopava is the source of this 1053-nucleotide messenger RNA. RefSeq lists its product as uncharacterized. The record is from RefSeq and is a predicted model, not a curated record. The coding region runs from base 1 to 1053 and encodes 350 amino acids. Lineage: Eukaryota; Fungi; Ascomycota; Dothideomycetes; Venturiales; Sympoventuriaceae. The transcript has 2 exons.